Molecule: messenger RNA, 1260 nt
Organism: Guillardia theta CCMP2712
Lineage: Eukaryota; Cryptophyceae; Pyrenomonadales; Geminigeraceae
Exons: 2
Coding region: 1-1260 (419 amino acids)
Molecular function (GO): protein binding
Source: RefSeq, a predicted model, not a curated record
AUGGGCCUGGAUGGAGCAACUAAGUCAUGCCAGCUGGCAGCUGCAUACUACCGCACUGCUGCUGAGAUCGCGCUGCGAGACCUUGAGUCUCCUGAUGCAGCGAGUGUGGAGUUCAUCCGGCUGUCCCAGGAGGUGGAGAAGGGCGAUGCCUUCGCCGGGCAAGGGGGGGAGGACGACGACAUCUUUCAGUACCAGGAGACCCUAGCGGAAGCUGGAGACACGCGGGCACAGGCAUGGCUGGGCCACCGAUACUACUGGGGAGCAGGGGGAGUGCCGAGAGAUCGAGGAAGAGCCCUGGAGUAUCUCCAACGAGCGGCAAGGGACGGGAACGUGGAGGCUCAGUACAACCUUGGGGUAAUGUACGCGUACGGUCAUGGCGUGCCCAAGGACAGGAACGAGUCGCUCAAUCUGUUCCGCAAGGCUGCCGCUCAAGGGUAUGUGGCCGCACUCAAUGGUCUCGCGCUGUCGCUCACCGACGGGUCGGCAGACAACAACUUCACCGAAGCCUUUCACUACUUUAACCAGUCGGCUCUGUCGGGGAACGCCGACGGGCUCUACAACGCUGGCUUGCUGCUCAAGGACGGACGGGGGGUGGAGAGGAACGAAGAGCUGGCGCUGGCUUACAUUACUAACGCAGUAGCGCUGGACCACCAGGCCGCUCGUCUGGCUCUGGCUAUGAUGCACAUCGAGGGGAAGGGAACGCCGCAGGAAGCUCUACGCAGGUCCUUUGAGCUCCUGACCAUGGCAGCUAACAAUGGGAAUAUGGAGGCUAAGAGGAUCAUCGGAGAUCACCUGUGGUACGGGCAGGGGACUCGGGCCAACCGUGGGAAAGCCAUGGACUACUACCUGCAGGCAGCUCGGGGGGGAGACGAGGAGGCGGCAUUCAACCUUGCAUGGGCGACCCUUGCAGGCCUGUCAGGGGAGCAGAGGAACGCAACGAGGGCGCGCAUGAUCGCUGCCGAAGUCCUACAGGCUCGACAGUGGGACCUCUCCUCCCCCAAACUCCUGCCCUUUUGGCUGGUCUGGGGUAUCGCGGAGAGCAUCCUUUCGGUCGACAAGAUGAAGGAGGCGCUGCUGGAACCAUCCACGUUGGGAGGAAACUGGAAGAGCUUCCUCCUCUCAGAAGCUCCCAGCGGGACAAGGGAAGGUAUCCUGCUCAGCGAGUCUGAUGUCUUUGUGAGCCUGCUCGCAACCCUCGCCCUCAUCCGCCUCGUGCAGCGACUUAUGCAGGGACCAGCUCGUCCACAGGAGAUGCCGUAG